Messenger RNA from Exophiala spinifera, 459 nucleotides. RefSeq lists its product as uncharacterized. Bases 1 to 459 code for a protein of 152 amino acids. The record is from RefSeq and is a predicted model, not a curated record. NCBI's taxonomy places the organism in Eukaryota, Fungi, Ascomycota, Eurotiomycetes, Chaetothyriales, Herpotrichiellaceae. Gene Ontology annotation, molecular function: DNA-directed RNA polymerase activity; DNA binding. The transcript is spliced from 4 exons. Gene Ontology annotation, cellular component: nucleus; RNA polymerase II, core complex; RNA polymerase III complex. Gene Ontology annotation, biological process: DNA-templated transcription.
AUGUCCGAUUACGGUGACAACGAAGGAGGCUACGGCCAAGAUGAACCAGAGACCGAGUUCUAUGAGCCCGAAGAGCAGGUCGAAGACUUCGCCCCAGAUGUUGAGAUCGACGAGGCCGCAAUUGAAGCCCGGGCUACUGCAGAUGACGGCGAAGAGAAGACAGUGGUCUCGGCCGACCCCAACCAGCCCGCGAAGCCCUCGAGCGACGCUGACAAGAAAAUUCCUCCCGAGAAGAGAAGCACCACACGCUACAUGACCAAGUACGAGAGGGCUAGAGUCUUGGGCACGAGAGCUCUACAGAUCAGCAACAACGCACCCGUCUUGGUCGAUCUCGAAGGAGAGACGGACCCUCUACAGAUUGCCAUCAAGGAAUUAAAUCAGAAGAAGAUCCCACUCGUGGUGCGCCGCUACUUGCCCGAUGGAUGGUAUGAGGAUUGGACGUGUGAAGAGCUUCUAUGA